AUUUUAACUUCCUGAACAUCAAAUAGCCUAGGUGCAAAUGUUGCACAACCCUCUUCACAAAACCGGGAGAGGUACAGGGGCUGAGAGCACACAGACACCAGGCGAAGGAGCGAUAGAUACCAUGGCAGCAGCUUCAGAACAGAACGUGGAGUUUGUGCGGACGGGCUACGGCAAGAACGCAGUGAAGGUGUUGGUCAUCAGGAGAGAGGGGAGCCGCCACUCCAUCAUCGAGCUGAAAGCGGACGUGGAGCUCACACUCAAAUCACGCAAGGAUUAUCUCUCCGGGGACAACUCAGACAUCAUCCCCACUGACACCAUCAAGAACACCGUCCAUGGCCUGGCCAAGCUCAAGGGGGUGAAGACCAUCGAGCAGUUUGCCCUGGAUGUCUGUAAUCAUUUCCUCACCUCUUUCAACCAUGUGCUGAGGGCCAAGGUUUACAUGGAGGAGGCUCCGUGGAGACGGUUAGAGAAGAACGGGGUAGAACACGCUCAUGCAUUCAUCUUCAGCCCAGAGACUUGUCGCUUCUGCGACGUUGAGCAGAAUCUCAAUGGCGUCCCAGUGUUGCACAGCGGGUUGAAGAACAUGAAGGUGCUGAAAACCACCCAGUCUGGUUUCGAGGGUUUCCUGCGAGACCGCUUCACUACACUGCAGGACACCAAAGACAGGUGUUUCUGCACCUCCGUCUACGCUAGGUGGCGCUACAACAAGGUUCAGAAUGUCGCCUUUGACUCUGCAUGGAAGUGUGUGAGGGAGACAGUUAUUGAAAGGUUCGCUGGCCCCUACGAUCGUGGAGAGUUCUCGCCGUCUGUGCAGAAAACCCUGUAUGAGACACAGGUCCUGGUCCUGGACAGAGUUCCCGAGGUGGAUGAAAUAGAGAUCGUCAUGCCCAACCAGCAUUACUUCACCAUUGACAUGACCAAAAUGGGCCUUGCCAACAAAGAUGAAGUACUUCUUCCCCUGGAUAACCCCUCAGGAAACAUCACAGGGACAGUGCGCAGGAAACAACGAGCAAAGCUGUGAAGGCACCGACACAACUGCAGAAAAUGCUGUUGCUCAAAAUAUCAACCUCCAUCAGCUGUUCAGAAGACAAAUCAGGGUGACAACAUGAGGACCUAUUCAAGCUCUGAAAAAACCAAAAUGACAAUGAUAAAAUUAUCAAAUGAAAUAAAAGAAAACCACUGCCAUUACA
Molecule: messenger RNA, 1190 nt
Organism: Scophthalmus maximus (turbot)
Lineage: Eukaryota; Metazoa; Chordata; Actinopteri; Pleuronectiformes; Scophthalmidae
Gene: uox
Product: urate oxidase
Exons: 8
Coding region: 38-1021 (327 amino acids)
Biological process (GO): purine nucleobase catabolic process; urate catabolic process
Cellular component (GO): peroxisome
Molecular function (GO): urate oxidase activity
Source: RefSeq, a predicted model, not a curated record